CGACAAUUAUCACCAUUCCCACUUUGGCGGCGGAAUUCGUCCUUCACGAGCCCAUUCGCGGGAAACGCAGCUGAAGAGAUUUGCGAUUUACAAGAUACGAGCUGCUGUUCCGAUGGAUUUGGAAUGCUCUUCCGUUGUAAGCAUCGCUAAUGGGGAGCGAAACGAAAGCGUCGUCGUCAAGUCAACGAGACUGACAAGCUCAUCGAAUAUUUACGUCAAUCAAAUCAGCUCAAUUAAAUUCCAAGCUGCAACCGUUGUUUCCACUUCGAGAAGAAAACCUCGAACGACGACGACGACGACGACCGAUAAGAACCAUCAACGGCAAGGGCAUCCAUCGGUCAGAGCCCCCACCUCCUCCUCCUCCAGUAGCCAUCGGAAAAACAAUCAUCGACACGGCUUCAGCCCAACAACGGCCACUUCCUCCCCUUCCACCGACGCUGAAUCUAAUCGCAACGAGUUAAUGCUAAUUGAUCCGAGCGAGUUGUCGGAUUUAUCGACCCCCUGGCAGGAAGGAAGCUCCGAAGAGUUUUUCGAGCGCGACCAAGGAGAUGGGGCGGAAAAGCUGCUCUGGGGUGGUGAAAAACGGUUCGUUCGUGAAGCAACAUUCUCGCAGUCGGAGGAGGAGGAGGAUCUGGGUGAAGGAAGAUUGAUUUGUCCGGAGCUAGGGCCGCACAGGGAGCAGGUUAAGGCGGAAUCGAUCCGGAGCUAUUUCGGCGGAGGAAGCAGAACUCGAUUGCGGCACUGCCCACGCGAGGAAGGACUGCUGUGCCUGGAGGCACCUGUUGAGGUGGCUGUGGCGUACAAAUACGAAAUUCAAUUAACAUAUUCGCUGGAUCGUGUUGCACCGAUCGAACCGCCGGAAAGCCGCACCACCCACCACCGGAAUCGCAUUAAAAUUACAAACAUCAUUAGCAGCUUCCACGGACCGAUGGUGAACGAAAGCUCUUCGGUGGGCAGCAGCACCAGAAAAAGGACACCCAUCGCCACCACCCAAAUGGGCAACAUAAUGCUACUGGAACUGGCACUGGUCAAUUUGGGUCACCAGCAGCAGCAGCAGCAGCAGCAGCAGCACCGCCGGAGCGAAUUAGUGCGGGUCAAUAUUGACACCGAUUGUUUGUCGUACCUGAGUUCGAUCGCGGCGGAAAAAUCUAUUGCGGCCCAAAAAUCGAUGGACGUUCGGCUUUGGCCGGACCGGCUGCGGACCGUGCGGUUCCAGUUUCGGAUUAAUGCGACAGCGGUUGCCGGUCAUAAUUUGGAGUUUCCAUGCACUGCCACGGUAGCGUUGGUCCGCAGUCAGCCAUUCAAAAAUCCAACCCGUUCUCGUCGCUAUAGCAGCAGCAACGACGACCAAGACGACGACGACGACAACCACGAGCAGCAGGAGCAACAACAACAAAAACCCAACUCCCGGAUUGUCGUUGUAGCGGAGCGGAAAUUUUUAAUUAAACCCGGAGCACGUUGUGUCUGCUCGGAUUUCGCAUGCCGAUGCACUUGUCUGCUAGGGAUGGUCUCACCGAUGACGGCGGAAUCGCAAUCGACACCUGGUGCAGUGGCCACUAGUGCCGUCACUGAUGGCUCUUGUCAGAUGGUUAUUACCUUUGGAGGAGCGGUAGGAACUGCUACUACCGGGGAUCAUCACCAUCAUCAUCGGAGGAGUGGCUUUUGGCACUGGAUUUGCGUGCUGUUGAUGCUGGUAGUGGUGGUGCUGGUUUUCCUGGGAUGCAUCAAAGCUGUUCUGGGUUGCUGCUGCGCCAAGAUCGGGAGGUGGAGAUAUGACUUUUUGCAACCGACGGUGCGGUACAAGGAUGCUUCCAGUUAUCGAAGAUUUCUGAUAAACCUCAUCUUCUUCCUGGUGUAUCCGUGCGUGCUGUGCUGUCGUUGUUUUGAGCGUCCUGGCGAGGCAGACGGGCGGCGCGGUGGAGACUGCGCCGACGAGGAACGGGAUCACUUGCUUCAGCAGCAGGGAUUACUCCAGGGAGCAAUGGUGGUUCAGAGGCAGAUGCAACCAUCAACAACCACCGUCACCAGCAGCACAGAUGAAGACGAACCGGACGAGGACAUUCUCGGCGAUGGGUGGGACUCGGGUGGUGCACGAGCUUGGAGCAGCAACAACAACGGAACUACCGAUGACGAGUUAUCCAAACUGUUGACGAUGCAGGGGAUGCAGCAAUCGUCCGACGGUGGUGAGGGUAGUGGUCGGAGCGCGUACUACAACAACACGGAAGACGAAGACAACGAUACGAAGUUUGUGCUGGAUGUGAUGAAUCGAAGCCGGAAGUCAUUGCAAACGUUAAGUGCAGCAUCCGAGUCCGAGCCACAACGGCCAGAAUCCGGGCAGCAGGGGCAGAAGGAAGAGCACCAACUAGCAGCGGACCAGCUGGUUCGGGAGCUGUUGCAGGCCAAGAUUGUCUACCGGCGGUUGGAUCAUGCUUGCGGUCAGGUGCUGAUGGAACCGGAUCAACCGUACUCGAUUCAGGGAUACUUUAUAGCGAUCGACCGCGGGAGGUAUCAAUUUUUUACCCACGCACUGCUGAGGCAGUUUUGGGUGGCCCGCCGCACGGAUGAGGAGGAGGAGAGAACCGUAUCGAAGAGCAGCAUUCCGGUAAGAAGUUUGAUUUCCAACAGUUUCACAAUGACUUACCUUUCCAAGGUGGACGUUUUUCGGCAGAACGACCUUUCUGUCAGGCCCGACAAAGAGGCACCCUGUGUGAAUGUUGAGUAUCUUUGAGGUUUCUGGGACGGUGAGAAUUUACGAUUGAAACAUGUCCGCUUGUCAGGAUUUUUUAUUUAUUGCUAUCGUUCAAAUACUUCCUAAUAUGACUAGGUCAUUCAGUGUUCCAUCGGAGGAAAUUUGUAACCGCGUGUGUUCCUAAUUGUUCACCUUAAAUUGGUAUCUGUUUCUAUGUAUUACUACUGGUACUCCUUAAUUGUAAUAUUCUACUCUUCCACCGAUCGUCCAUUGUUGUUUGUUUGAUCUACUUUAAAAUACACAUUCGCCACCGAUGAUUCUUUUUUUCUGUUUUGGCACUACCUUUGAUUUUGAUUUCAACAUUGUCUUCGUAGAUUUUGCAUAGUCAUCGCGUAUUAAUUUGGCUUGAGGGAUUGUUUAGCUCGGUAUAAUGACUGCUUGGUAUAAGAUCUUCUCAACUAAAUACUGGAAAUGGCAUCGUAGUUUGUUCGAAAAAGCUUGAACUUCUCUAGAGUUCCCUGAACUUAUCCAAACAGCCCCUGAAGUGAGGGUCUAUGACCUCCUCUACGUCCCAAACUUAUGUGCAGUUCCUUGAACUUUUUUGAAGUUCUCUGAACAUCUCUGAAGUACAUUGCACUGUUUUGAGUUGCCCUGAACAACAUUCAUUGAACUCAUCUUUGCUCUCCCGAUUAUACUUUAGGCUCUCUUAGGUUCCCUGAGCUCUCUUGUGUUUCGAAAGCUUCUCUUUGUUGAUUUUUUUCUGAAGUAACAUCUCUGAGAUAUCCAGAGAAAUAUGGCAACAUAUUGGGGGUGCAAUUUCAAUAAACCAAAAUCGCCCACGUCACGAAAAGUGGUCAGGCUUUGACCACUUGUAACUCUGUCAAUAGCGAAUGGAUUUUAAUUUUUAAUAAGCCAAUCGAUUGGAAAGUUUUCUGCGAAUCUGCUAAAAUGAACACUUUAUCAUUUUUCAAUAGGUCACUAUUGAAAAUUACACAAAUUUACAACUGUUGCAAUGGUGAUCAACAUUAUCAACAACCGAUUGCCUAACACAGUCGCCGAAUAUUGAUACUGAGCACGUCAAAUCUACGGUCGUGUCUUGGAUACAACCUCUCACUUUUUCCUGAGGUCCCGGAUGAAUGCUCUUAGAAUUUACGGUAGAACUCCUCCAGAAUUCACGGUGGAAUUCUCCUUGAACGCAAGGAGGAAUUCUCCUGAAACUCACGGAGGAAUUCUCCCAAAAUUACCAGAAGAAUUAUUCCACAAAUUUCCCAAAAAAAUCAGAUGCAUUCUCUUGGAAUUUCCGAAGCGAUUCUCCCAGAAUUCCCGUUGGAAUUCUUCUAGAAUUCACGGAUGAAUUUUACUAUAAUUCCUGAGGGAAUUCUCCCUCAACUCUCGGAGAAUUUUUUCAGAGAAUUCUGGAAGAAUUCCCCCGUAAUUAUCUGGGGAAUUCUCACAGGGUAUUCGAACAAAUUUUUCUGAAAUUCCAAAGACAUUUCCCCCCCAUUUAUCGUGAUUUAUUUCCUUAACACCUAAGGCGAAUGGGGUUCUUCAGGGGUAUUGAAGUAAUUGCAUAUUCGUAUUCUACAUGCCAAAUGGAACCGAAACCCAAUAUUUCAUCAGUUAUGGAGCACUGGAACUAUUUUAAUUAAGUGUGAUUACAUUAACGCCCCUCGGUGGUACUUCGCGUGUUCUCAAUUUGUUAGUUUUGCGUCAAACAGUGAAGUGGUUAUUUUGCUUUAAAUCUUGAUUGUGCUCAGAGUAACCGAUGUAUUUUUCAAAAUUAAAGAACCCAAUUCACCCAGAAUAUCCAUAGAAAAUUAUUCGGAAUUUUUCAGAAAAUAACCUCCCAGAAAUCAGACAUGAAAUCCCCCAGAACUCUUCCAGUAUUCUCAACUCUCUGGAGAUUCCUGUAGUAUUUCAGCAUUCCCGGAUGAAUUCUCCUUCUCGGUAUUUUUCUGAAGUCCCAGAGAAAUUCUCUCUGAAUAUCCAGGGGAACACCUCAAAAAUUCACGGUGGAAUUCUCCAAGAUCGCAUGGGAGAAUAGUCCCUGAAUUCCUGGUUAUUCUAUAAUUUCCACAGAAAUUCUAAAAAAUAUGCACGCUUCCUGGAGGAAUUCUCUCUCAAUUCCUGGAGUAAUUCUCCCAGAACUCCUCAGGGAGUUCUCCAAAAAUUGACGGGGGAAAUUUUCUACAAUUUCUAAGUGAAUUCUCCCACAAUUCACGAAUGGAUUGUUCCGCACUCUCGCAGGGUUUCUUAAGAAGUCCUUAACAUUAUUCUAGAGCUUCCGGAGCCAUUCUCCCAGAUUUUCCCCGCAAUUAUACUUAGCGACUUCACCAAUAAUUUCCAGUCAUUCUUAAUUUCUUUCAGAUAAAACUCUCCCAGAAAUCGGGAAUAAAUUCUCUCAGAACUCUUCCAGCAUUUUGAACUCUCGGAAAAUUAUUGCAAUAUUUUCCGGUUAAUUCUCACGGAACUCUCGGGCGAAUUCUUUCUGUAUUAGUGGGGAUAAUAUUCCAGCAUUCCCAGAAGAAUUCUUCCUGAUGUCAACAGAGGAGUUCUCUCAAAAUAUCCAGUAGAACUCUUCCAAAAUUCACGGUGGGAUUCUCCUGAAUCUCAUGGGAAAAUUCUCCCUGAAUUCCUGGUUAUUCUGAAAUUUCCGCGGAAAUUCCCAAAAAAGCUUCCACACUUCCUGGAGAAAUUUUCCCAUUAAUUCUACCAGAACUUCCAGGUGCGUUUUGUUGAAUACCCCAAAGAAAUUCUCCCAGAAUUUCCCAUGGAAUUCAAUUUCCAUUCAUUCUGAAUGUUUAAGACGAAACUCUCCCAGAAAUCGGGAAUACAAUCACUAAAAACUCUUCAAGCAUUUUGAACUCUCUCCAGAAUGAUUCCCUGGGAAAAGUCUUUUAAAAUAAGAAUAAAUGGGAGAUUUUUCCCAUAGCUUCUCGUGGGAAUUCACCAAGAAUUUCCCGGUGGAACUCUUCCACAAUUUUCGUUAAAAUUCUUCCCGAAAUUCCGAGAAUAUUUUAUACUGAUGCGACAGGAUUUUUUUUCCCAAGGCGAAUUCACCAAGAAUUUCCAUAGGGAUUUUUUUCCGAAUGUUCCAGAAAAAACUCUCCUAGUAUUUAGGAACGAAAUCUCCCAGAGUUCUUCCAGCAUUCUCCAAAGGAAAUUUCCUAUAAAAUUCAUCCAGAAUUCCAGAAUGAUUCCCUGGGAAAAGUAUAUUCCGGAUGCAGUAUAUUCCGGAUAAUUUCCACCGGACUACCGGGAGAAUUUUUUCUCAAUUACCUGGGAUAGUAUUUCAGCAUUCCCGGAUGAAUUCUCCCAGAAUUCACGGUGAAAUUUCCGCGACAAUUCCCAAAACACUUCCACACUUCCUGUAGAAAUUUUCGCGCAAUUGCCAGGGUAAUUCGACCAGAACUUUCAGAUGCGUUCUCUUGGAAAUUCCAAAGUAAUUCUCCCAAAACUCGCCAUUGAAUUCUUCUACAAUUCCUAAGUGAAUUCUCUCACAAUUCUCGCAUGAGUUGUCCCGCAUUCUCGCAGGGUUUCUUAAGAAGCUCUUCUGAAAUUCCCGGCAACAUUCCCCUAGAGCUCACGGAGCCAUUCUACCAGAUUAGUUGAGCAUCCCUAGCGAAUUCACCAAUAAUUUCCAUUCACUCCGGAUUUUUCAGAGACAAAACCCUCCCUUAAAUCUGGAAUAAAAUCUCUUAGCACUCUUCCAGCAUUUUCAACUCUCUGGGAAUUGUGGCUGAAUUUUCGGGAAAAUCUCGGGAUAAUUCAUUCUGAAUUACCGGGGAUAAUAUUCCAGCAUUCCCGAAUUCUCCCAAAAUCUCUCACAGUACUUCCAGCAUUCUCAAUAGGAAAUUUCCUUCCUUCCUUCAACCAGAAUCCCAGAAUGAUUUCCAGGGGAACUCCGAGGGAAUUUUCCCAUAACUUCUUGUGGGAAUUCACCAAGAAUUUCCCGGUGGAACUCUUCCACAAUCCCACAAUCUACCCGAAAUUCCGAGGACAUUUUUAACUGAUGUGACAGGAUUUUUUCCCCAAAUAUCCCAGGCGAAUUCACAAACAAUUUCCAUAUGGAUUUUUUCCCGAAUGUUCCAGAGAAAAUUCUAACAGCAUUCAGGAACGAAAUCUUCCAGAUUUCUUCCAGCAUUCUCAAAAGGAAAUCUCCUAUAAAAUUCAUCCAGAAUCCCAGAAUGAUUCCCAGGGAAAAGUUUCUUACAAUAAGAAUGAAUGGGGAAUUUUGUUCAUAGCUUGUCGUGGGAAUUCACCUAGAAUUUCCAGGGGAAAUUCUCCCAAAAUUUCCGUUAAAAUUCAUCCUGAAAUUCCGAAGACAUUUAAUCAGAUCUACCGGGAUUUUUCCCCAAAUAUUUCAGGUGAAUUCACCUAGAAUUUCCAAAGGGAUUUCAGAGAAAAUUCUCCUAGCAUUCAAGAACAAAAUCUCUAAGAAUUCUCCCAGCAUUCUCAAUAGGAAAUGUCCUAGAAAAUUCUACCAGAAUUUCAGAAUAAGAUUCUUCAAAUCUCUGAAGGAAUUUUCUCAUAACUUCUCGUGGGAGUUCACCGAAAAAUUCCCGAAGGUCUUCUCCCAAAAUUUCUGUUAGAAUUCUCUCAGAAAUUGCGGGACA
Molecule: messenger RNA, 7305 nt
Organism: Ochlerotatus camptorhynchus
Lineage: Eukaryota; Metazoa; Arthropoda; Insecta; Diptera; Culicidae
Exons: 9
Coding region: 113-2728 (871 amino acids)
Source: RefSeq, a predicted model, not a curated record